Messenger RNA from Glycine soja, 3216 nucleotides. RefSeq names its product protein STRUBBELIG-RECEPTOR FAMILY 3-like. NCBI's taxonomy places the organism in Eukaryota, Viridiplantae, Streptophyta, Magnoliopsida, Fabales, Fabaceae. Gene Ontology annotation, molecular function: receptor serine/threonine kinase binding; protein kinase activity; ATP binding. Bases 450 to 2804 code for a protein of 784 amino acids. Gene Ontology annotation, biological process: protein phosphorylation. The record is from RefSeq and is a predicted model, not a curated record. The transcript is spliced from 17 exons.
UUCACUUCUCUCUAUUUUCUAGAGAGAGAAAGAGAGUGUUUAUUUUGUAGAGAGAGAGACUGAGUGUGGUUUUCAGAACAGAAUUUCCUUCAUAUCAGCUUUUCCUCAUCCCUUUGGCUUUUCUCUUGUUCUCAGCUUUUUCUAAAGCUUAGGAUUUUUACCAGAAUUUUUAAUCACUUUCGUUAUUAUUAUAUUAUAUGCCAAAACUUAGCAUUGCAGUGUGUACUUACGUUCACCACUCAAACUUCUGAAUAAGCUCAGAAUCUUGGCCGUUAAGUUUAUUUACACACUCUACAACACAAACCUUUAUUUAUUUUUUAUAUUGUUUUCAGCAUUACUUCCCAAGCUUGUUCAGUUUCUCUCUUAGAUUGAAUUUUCAGAAGAGAAUGGUUUUGUGAUUGGUUUCAAGGGAAAGGAGUGAGCUGAAGAUUAACUUUGAGCUUGGACAAAUGGGUGAGGAGAGAUCUGGUUCACAGAACAAAAGAGUGAAGAUCUAUGGAGAAGUUCUAUUGGGAUUUAUAAUUAUGUUGAUCUGCACAGUCCAGUUUUCACUUGCAGACACUGAUCCCAUUGAUGUUGCUGCAAUUAAUAGAUUGUAUACUGCAUUGGGAAACCCUGUUCUUCCUGGAUGGGUUUCUAGUGCGGGAGACCCGUGCGGAGAAGGGUGGCAAGGUGUUCAAUGUAAUGGUUCAGUCAUACAAGAAAUAAUUCUGAAUGGUGCAAACUUGGGAGGAGAACUGGGUGAUAGCUUGGGAAGUUUUGUUUCUAUCAGAGCAAUAGUUCUAAACAACAAUCACAUUGGGGGAAAUAUUCCAUCCAGUUUGCCAGUCACUUUACAGCACUUCUUUCUUUCAGAUAAUCAGUUCACUGGAAGUAUUCCAGCCUCUUUAUCCACAUUGACUGAACUGACUGACAUGUCUCUUAACGGCAAUCUUUUAACAGGAGAAAUACCAGAUGCAUUUCAGUCUCUUACACAAUUGAUCAAUCUAGAUUUAUCUAAUAACAAUUUGAGUGGGGAAUUGCCUCCAUCCAUGGAGAAUUUGUCAGCUCUUACCAGUGUACAUUUACAGAACAAUAACCUGUCUGGGACCCUGGAUGUUUUACAAGGCCUUCCACUGCAAGAUUUGAAUGUUGAGAACAACCAGUUUGCUGGACCAAUACCUCCAAAGUUGUUAAGCAUCCCUAGCUUCAGAAAAGAUGGAAACCCGUUUAAUCUCAAUGGCAAUUCUACUAUAGCCCCAGCACAUCCACCUCGUUCUCCAGUGCCAGCAACACCAUCAGGAACUGUGGUUUCUGUGACGCCAUCGUCUGGACGUAUACCUACUAAACCGACCGAGGGACCAACUGCAGCAAAGGAAUCAAAUUCUGAGAAAUCGAAAAAAAACACCAAAAAGGUGGUUUGGAUAUCUGUUUCUGGUAUAUUGGUGUUUAUAAUUCUAGUACUGGGACUUCUUCUCUUCGUUCCAAGAUGUAGCAAAAGAGAAUGGGUUAACAGAAGUUCCAAGCAACAUCAAGUUGGCGCAUAUGGAGUUGAAAGACAGAAUCCUAGGGAAUAUGGAGCUUUUGUCCAACCACCUAACCAAACUGAGAAAGUACCAAAAGGUGCUAUUGUGAGGCCGAAAGGGGAUCAUCAAGAAGAGGCAAGGAGAGUGAGGGCUAUUCCAAAUCCACAAGGCGAGCAAGAAAAGGAUGAACAAAGAAUGGAAACAAUCCCAAAGUUGUUAGAGCAUGAGAUAGAUAUGAGUUCAUUAGAUGUAUUUUCAAUGCCUUCUCCACCGCCACCUCCUCCACCGCUUCCUGUUGAGAGGGUGAUUGUUGAACCAACCUUAUUCCACAAAGAGGCUAACAUCAAUCCUCCCAAAAAAAGUCCAGUUCCUCCCACUUUUGCUAAAACUUUCACCAUCGCAUCCCUUCAACAGUAUACAAAUAGCUUUUCUCAAGACAAUCUUAUAGGUUUAGGCAUGCUGGGGAGUGUGUAUAGGGCAGAGCUUCCAGAUGGAAAGAUACUUGCUGUGAAGAAACUAGACAAGAGAGUUUCUGAUCACCAAACAGAUGAUGAGUUUCUCGAAUUGAUAAACAGUAUUGACAGAAUCCGGCAUCCAAAUAUUGUUGAGCUUAUUGGGUACUGUGCAGAGCAUGGCCAAAGGCUUCUUAUUUAUGAGUAUUGCAGUAAUGGGUCGUUGCAGGAUGCACUCCAUUCAGAUGAUGAAUUCAAAACAAGAUUGUCAUGGAAUGCUCGCAUUCGGAUAGCACUCGGGGCAGCUAGAGCCUUAGAGUACUUGCAUGAGCAGUUUCAGCCAUCUGUUGUGCACAGAAAUUUCAAGUCUGCUAACAUUCUCCUCGAUGAUGAUGUUUCUGUGCGCGCAUCUGAUUGUGGUUUGGCUCCACUAAUAACUAAAGGUUCUGUAAGUCAGCUCUCAGGACAACUGCUAACAGCAUAUGGCUAUGGGGCUCCCGAGUUUGAGUCAGGAAUUUACACAUAUCAGAGUGAUGUUUACAGCUUUGGAGUAGUUAUGUUAGAACUUUUGACAGGCCGUCAGUCCUACGACAGGACACGCCCUCGAGGGGAGCAGUUUCUGGUGAGGUGGGCUAUUCCUCAGCUUCAUGACAUUGAUGCAUUAUCAAAGAUGGUUGAUCCUUCUCUAAAAGGAAACUACCCUGCCAAAUCAUUGUCAAAUUUUGCAGACAUUAUUUCUAGAUGUGUUCAGUCAGAGCCAGAAUUUAGGCCAGCAAUGUCAGAAGUGGUCUUGUACUUAAUAAAUAUGAUAAGGAAGGAAUCUCAGCAAAGUGAAUCAAAUGAAUAAACAAUGGAAAUGGUAAUGAUAUUUGAACAUGCAUAAAUGUGCAAAGAAUAAGAAUUACAUGCACUGAUUGCUGAAUCUCUACUAGUUGAGCUAUGCUUGAUUGCAUUUCACCCAAGGAGGGGCCCAAUUAGAUGCCCCCAUAUUCCGAAGUACUGACCCAUCCAACAUUCACAUGCCAGGAGUUUUGACCAAUCAUCUUCAGAGAAAUUAUAGCUACCGACACUCCUCGCACUCGUGUAGUUUAUAUUUUAUUUUGUUAUUAUACAUAUAUGAUCAUUUAAUGGUUCAUUGAACCAUGCCAUGUUGCAGUGCCCUGGAAAUGAUUUGAACCCAUUUGUUUGAUGAUUACUUCCUUAUUGUUGAUUUAGAAAUAUAAUUUCAUUGUGCAUCCUAGUGAUUUUUUAUAUCAAUA